CCACUCUGCCUAAAGACAGCUACAGCUUCAUAUGCUUCUGUCUGUUCGCAGGGGUUAACAAUGCGAUUCUAAUGCAUGCCUCUCGCUCCGUUUAACUUGCUGUACAUUUUUAUCUUUGAAUUGUUCAGCAUUCAGUCUACUCUAUGGCGACAACGCGCCGCUUCGUUCCUCUUCUCGGCUGCGGCUUCUUCUUUUUCUGCUUAUGGGGGCUAUUUAGUCUGUCCAGAUCAUGGACGCAGAUGAAAGUGUCGCAAGCCGUCGGCUUAGGCGAACUCGUUUCUACGCCGUCACCAACUCCGUCCGGGUACUGGAAUGUCACUGAAGGACCAAAGCAACCGUUCGCGCCGCGUCCCCAAUAUGUCGCUGGGAUUGCCAGACCAGAUGGACAUGAGUACACGAAGACGUUAGUGAUACCUCGGACAACCUACGAAGAUACCUCGUGGACGGAGUUUGAAAUCCCCGGCUGGGAAACCGCUGUAUACGUCGUUGACGACCCAUCCGCGCCUCUGCAUCCGCCGAAGAAUAAAGGGCAUGAGGUCAUGGUCUAUUUGAGUUACAUCAUUGAGCACUACGAUGAACUUCCAGAAAUAAUUGCUUUCAUGCACUCGCAUCAAUUUGGAUGGCACAACGACGACCUUCUUGACGGGAACGCGGCAACCAUUUUACAACGUUUGCGACCAGAGCGGGUCAUCAGGGAAGGCUAUAUGAACUUGCGCUGUGGCUGGGGUCCUGGCUGUCCCGAUUGGCUGCACCCCGGUACUCUGGAGGAGGAUGAAUCCAAGCAGGAAGAAAUACUACUUGCCAGAUCCUGGGGCGAGAUCUUUCCCGAUGACCCUAUCCCGGACGUGCUGGCGCAGCCGUGCUGUGCUCAGUUCGCCGUCUCGCGCGAACGAGUGCACGCUAUUCCCCGGGCGCGCUUUGUCUUCUAUCGAGAUUGGGUUCUUCGCACAGAACUGAGCGAUUACAUCUCUGGUCGUAUUUGGGAAUAUCUUUGGCAUGUUAUUUUUACAGGUCAGAAUGUGGUCUGCCCGAAAGAGCAUGUGUGCUUUUGCGAUGGAUAUGGAAUCUGUUUUGGUGGCGAGGACGAAUAUAACGCCUACCGAAACAUGGACUCCGAACGCGAAGCUUGGGAAGAUGAGCUUAAACGUUGGCGCAGUCGAGCGGCUGUGAUCGAGUCUGCUCGGCGUCGCGGUACUCUUGGAGAGAAAAGUCACCUAUCUGUUCCGGAACCGGGGCGAGACAUUGAACUCGAGGAACUCAUCGCGCGACAUGGUGAGCUGAAAGAGGAGCUGUUGCUCAACGCUACCAUACGCGGACAGGAUGCCAAGGCGCGAGCCCUUGAGGUGGGGAUUUGGUGAAUGCUUUUUGCUGCAUAUUUUGUAUAUUGUUUACCAUGUACUGGAAUUUGGCGUUUUUUGUUAUAGAGAUGUGAUGCUCCCUGUUAUGAUGGACGGGGCAUUGAAUAUACGAGCGUAAUCUCAAACGUAGCGCAUCAUUUGGCUGGUUCCAAAUUGGUCGACAAGAUUUUCAAUGAUAAAAGUUGAGGUUAAGAUAC
Molecule: messenger RNA, 1555 nt
Organism: Aspergillus nidulans FGSC A4
Lineage: Eukaryota; Fungi; Ascomycota; Eurotiomycetes; Eurotiales; Aspergillaceae
Product: DUF3431 domain-containing protein
Exons: 2
Coding region: 144-1358 (404 amino acids)
Source: RefSeq, a predicted model, not a curated record